AUGUUUUUUACGGAUGCUUCCUUACCUCUAUUUGAAAAAGUAUAUGUAAAAAAAGGAUAUGCAUUAAAUGAGUUGAUAAAACUAUUUAGUUAUUUACCAUUAGAUUUUAAACCCGGAACGAAAUUUGAAUAUUCCAAUUCAAAUUAUAUUAUCUUAGGUGCAGUCACUGAACAUGUUAUGUCCUCAGCCCCUGCGUUGUCCAAACUUGGCAUAGAGGACAAAGAAAAUGCAUACAGACAAUUAUUAUAUAAAUAUAUAUUAAAUCCAAUAAAAAUGCAUCAUACAAUUUAUCAAAAUGGACACGAUAAUUAUUAUAAAAAGGAUAAUUAUAGAGAGAAAUAUCAAAUCAAGGUUGGUUUGGUUUAA
Molecule: messenger RNA, 366 nt
Organism: Didymodactylos carnosus
Lineage: Eukaryota; Metazoa; Rotifera; Eurotatoria; Philodinida; Philodinidae
Source: the annotation of a GenBank genome assembly